GCGGAUUCUUUCCCGUCAUUCCCUGCAGCAGCAGCAGCAGCAGCAGCUCCCUCCCUCCUGUCUGUCUGUCCGUCUCUCUGUCCUCUCCUGUCGGACUGUUUGCGGACUCCUCUUCCUCAGCUGAAGUUUGCAGCCUCGCGGUGAUCUCCGGAGCAGGGCUAGGCCUGAAGCUGCCGAUGUGGACGCGUCCCCGCUGACUUCGAGGUGUGUGUCAGAGGUGAAAGGUCAUGAUGACGACGGUGGCCGCCGAGUUCGACCACAUGGAGCUGCAGCAGCAGUACAGCAGCAGCAAUGACACGGUCAACAACCGCUGGGAUGACGAGUGGGACAACGAGAACAGCUCGGCCCGCCUCUUUGAACGCUCCCGCAUCAAGGCGCUCGCAGAUGAACGGGAGGCGGUGCAGAAGAAGACGUUCACUAAGUGGGUGAACUCUCACCUGUCCAGAGUGUCCUGCAGAAUCACAGACCUGUACAUGGACCUGAGGGACGGACGCAUGCUCAUCAAACUACUGGAGGUCCUCUCAGGAGAAAGACUGCCGAAGCCCACCAAAGGUCGGAUGAGGAUCCACUGUCUGGAGAACGUGGAUAAGGCUCUGCAGUUCCUAAAGGAACAGAGGGUUCACCUGGAGAACAUGGGCUCCCACGACAUUGUGGACGGGAACCACCGCCUGACGCUGGGCCUCAUCUGGACCAUCAUCCUCCGCUUCCAGAUUCAGGACAUCAGUGUGGAGACUGAAGACAACAAAGAGAAGAGAUCAGCUAAAGACGCUCUGCUGCUCUGGUGUCAGAUGAAGACGGCAGGGUAUCCCAACGUGAACAUCCACAACUUCAGCACCAGCUGGAGAGACGGCAUGGCCUUCAACGCCCUCAUCCACAAACACAGGCCUGAUCUGAUCGACUUUGACAAACUGAAGAAAUCCAAUGCUCACUACAACCUGCAGAACGCCUUCAACCUGGCAGAGCAACACCUGGGCCUCACCAAGCUGCUGGACCCAGAGGACAUAAGCGUGGACCAUCCUGAUGAGAAGUCAGUCAUCACCUACGUGGUGACGUACUACCACUACUUCUCAAAGAUGAAAGCUCUGAAGGUGGAGGGCAAACGAAUCGGAAAGGUGUUGGAUAACGCCAUUGAGACGGAGAAGAUGAUCGAGAAGUACGAGUCUCUGGCCUCAGACCUGCUGGAGUGGAUCGAACAGACCAUCAUCAUCCUCAACAACAGAAAGUUCGCCAACUCUCUGGUCGGAGUCCAGCAGCAGCUUCAGGCCUUCAACACCUACCGAACCGUGGAGAAACCUCCAAAGUUCACAGAGAAGGGAAACCUGGAGGUUCUUCUGUUCACCAUCCAGAGUAAGAUGAGAGCCAACAAUCAAAAGGUCUACAUGCCCCGUGAGGGAAAACUCAUCUCAGAUAUCAACAAGGCCUGGGAGCGACUGGAGAAGGCGGAACACGAGAGGGAGCUGGCUCUGAGGACGGAGCUGAUUCGUCAAGAGAAACUGGAACAACUUGCACGACGGUUCGACCGCAAGGCGGCCAUGAGAGAGACCUGGCUCAGCGAGAAUCAGAGACUGGUUUCACAGGACAACUUUGGUUUUGACCUUCAGGCCGUCGAGGCGGCCACCAAGAAGCACGAGGCAAUUGAGACUGACAUUGCGGCGUACGAGGAGCGUGUCCAGGCUGUGGUCUCUGUGGCGAAGGAGCUGGAGGUGGAGCGCUACCACGACAUCAAACGCAUCACAGCCAGGAAAGACAACGUGAUCCGGCUGUGGGAGUACCUGCUGGAGCUGCUGAAGGCCCGCAGACAGAGACUGGAGAUGAAUCUGGGCCUGCAGAGAGUCUUCCAGGAGAUGCUCUACAUCAUGGACUGGAUGGACGAGAUGAAGAUGCUGCUGCUGUCUCAGGAUUAUGGGAAGCAUCUGUUAGGUGUGGAGGACUUGCUGCAGAAACACGCUCUGGUGGAAGCUGACAUCGCCAUCCAGGCAGACAGGGUGAAGGCGGUCAGCACUAACGCCACCAAGUACUCCGUCAACAAUGACGGCUAUAAGCCCUGUGACCCUCAGGUCAUCCAGGAUCGGGUCUCCCACCUGGAAUUCUGCUACCAGGAGCUCACCCAGCUGGCCGCCGAGCGCCGUGCCCGCCUGGAGGAGUCUCGCCGUCUCUGGAGAUUCUUCUGGGAGAUGGCCGAGGAGGAGGGCUGGAUCCGUGAGAAGGAGCAGAUCCUAUCCUCUGUCGAACACGGCAAGGACCUGACAGGGGCGCUGCGCCUCCUUAGCCAGCAGAGCGCCCUGGAGGAUGAGAUGAGCGGCCGCGCCGGCCACCUCCAGCACACCAUUGCAGAGGGCCGGGCCAUGGUGCAGGCCAACCACUUUGCUGCCACUAAGAUCCAGGAACGCAUCGAUGACCUGCAGGCUCAGUGGGCAGCGCUGGAGCAGCUGGCAGCGGUAAGGAAGAAGAGGUUGGAGGAGGCUCUGGCACUGCACCAAUUCCAGGCUGAUGCAGAUGAUGUUGACGCCUGGACACUGGACGCCUUGCGCAUUGUCUCCAGUGGAGAGACGGGCCAUGACGAAUUCUCAACCCAGGCUCUGGUCAGGAAGCACAAAGACGCAGCGGCGGAGGUGGCCAGCUACCGGCCAGUAAUUGACUCACUCCACGAGCAGGCGGCCUCACUGCCUAAAGAGGAGGCUGACUCAGAGGAGGUGCAUGGACGUCUGGCCGGCAUUGAGGAACGCUACAAGGAGGUGGCAGAACUGACGAAGCUGAGGAAGGAGGCGCUGCAGGAUGCUCUGGCACUCUACAAGAUGUUCAGUGAGGCCAACGCCUGUGAGGUUUGGAUUGAUGAGAAGGAGCAGUGGCUGAACAGCAUGGAGAUACCUGAAAAACUGGAGGACCUGGAGGUCAUACAGCACAGGUUUGAAAGUCUGGAGCCGGAGAUGAACAACCAGGCGUCUCGCGUUGCUGUGGUAAACCAGAUUGCCCGGCAGCUGAUGCACAAUGGUCACCCGAGCGAAAAGGACAUCAAGACACAGCAGGACAAACUCAACAACAGGUGGAGCCAGUUCCGCGAUCUGGUGGACCAGAAGAAGGAGUCCCUGAACUCUGCUCUGGGUGUGCAGAACUACCACCUCGACUGCAACGAGACCAAGUCAUGGAUCAAAGAAAAGACCAAAGUCAUCGAGUCCACCCAAGAGCUGGGCAAUGACCUCACUGGGGUCAUGGCCCUGCAGCGAAAAUUGACUGGUAUGGAGCGGGACCUAGCCGCCAUUGAGGACAAGCUGGGUGACCUGCGAGGCGAAGCCCAGCGGCUGGCAGAGGAGCACCCUGACCAGGCCAAGGCUAUCACAGGCCGCCUGGCUGAGAUCAACGCUGUCUGGGAGGAAAUGAAGAACACUCUGAAGAAUCGUGAGGAGUCUCUGGGCGAGGCCAGGAAACUGCAGCAGUUCUUGCGUGAGCUGGAUGACUUCCAGUCCUGGCUGUCCCGCACUCAGACAGCCAUCGCCUCGGAGGACAUGCCAAACACGCUGGCUGAGGCUGAAAAGCUCAUGGCCCAGCAUGAAGGCAUCAAGAACGAGAUCCAGAACUAUGAGGAGGACUACCAGAAGAUGCGGGACAUGGGGGAGAUGGUGACGCAGGGCCAGACGGACGCGCAGUACAUGUUCCUCCGACAGAGGCUCCAAGCACUUGACACCGGCUGGAACGAACUGCACAAGAUGUGGGAGAACCGGCAGAACCUACUGUCCCAGUCCCACGCCUAUCAGCUGUUCCUCAGGGACACCAAGCAGGCCGAGGCCUUCCUCAACAACCAGGAGUACGUCCUGGCUCACACCGAGAUGCCCACCACUCUUGAGGGUGCCGAGGCCGCCAUCAAAAAGCAGGAGGACUUCAUGACCACCAUGGAUGCCAAUGAGGACAAGAUCAACAGUGUGGUGGAGGCUGGCAGACGGCUGGCCAGUGACGGAAACAUCAACGCUGAACGCAUUCAGGAGAGAGUCGCCUCCAUCGACGACAGGCAUAAGAAGAACAGGGAGGCUGCGGUGGAGCUGUUGAUGAGACUGAAGGACAACAGAGACCUGCAGAAGUUCCUGCAGGACUGCCAGGAGCUGUCUCUGUGGAUCAAUGAGAAGAUGCUCACAGCUCAGGACAUGACCUACGACGAGGCCAGGAACCUGCACAGCAAGUGGCUGAAGCACCAAGCCUUCAUGGCCGAACUGCAGUCCAACAAAGAGUGGCUGGACAAGAUUCAGAAGGAUGGCAUGCUGCUGGUGUCGGAAAAGCCGGAGACGGAGGCAGUGGUGAAGGAGAAGUUGUCGGCGCUCCACACCAUGUGGGCGGAGCUGGAGUCCACCACGCAGACCAAAGCUCAGUGUCUGUUCGACGCCAACAAGGCCGAGCUGUUCACUCAGAGCUGUGCCGACCUCGACAAGUGGAUGGGAGGCCUGGAGGGCCAGAUCCAGUCUGACGAUUACGGCAAAGACCUGACCUCCGUCAACAUCCUGCUGAAAAAACAACAGAUGCUGGAGAACCAGGUGGAGGUGCGUCAGCGGGAGGUGGUGGAGCUGCAGAGCCAGGUGAAGGCUCUGGGUAAGGAGGUGAAGGACACAGACGAGGUGGACGGGCGGCGGCAGCUGUUGGAGAGGAAGUUCCAGGAGCUGCUGGAGCCGCUGCGCCGCCGCAAAAACUUCCUGGUGGAGUCCAGAGAAAUUCACCAGUUCAACCGAGACGUGGAAGACGAGAUCCUGUGGGUUCAGGAGAGGAUGGCCGUGGCCACGUCUUCCGACCACGGACACAACCUGCAGACCGUCCAGCUGCUCAUCAAGAAGAACCAGACUCUGCAGAAGGAGAUCCAGGGUCAUCAGCCUCGCAUCGACGACAUCCUGGAUCGCAGUCAGAGCCUCCUGAAAGACGACUCCUCCAAUGCAGACGUGAUCCGUCAGCGUCUGGCCGCUCUGCAGGAGCUGUGGAGGCAGCUGAUGGAGGAGGCAGAGGGCCGCCACGGCCGGCUGCAGGAGGCGCACAAAGCCCAGCAGUACUACUUUGACGCCGCCGAGGCUGAGGCCUGGAUGAGCGAGCAGGAGCUGUACAUGAUGUCGGAAGAGAAGGCCAAGGACGAGCUGAGCGCCGUCACCAUGCAGAAGAAGCAUCAGAUCGUGGAGCAGGCGGUGGAGGAUUACGCCGAGACCGUUCACCUGCUGUCCAAGACCAGCCGAGGCCUGGUGGCUGACGGACAUCCUGAGAGUGAGCGAAUCAGCAUGCGUCAGUCUCAGGUGGACAAACUGUACGCAGGCCUGAAGGACCUAUCAGAGGAGAGGCGGGGCAAACUGGACGAGAGGCUCCGCCUCUUCCAGCUGAACCGGGAGGUGGACGACCUGGAGCAGUGGAUCGCUGAGCGGGAGGUGGUGGCCGGGUCGCACGAGCUGGGACAGGACUACGAACACGUUACUAUGUUGCAAGAACGUUUUCGGGAGUUUGCUCGGGACACUGGGAACAUCGGUCAGGAGCGCGUGGAUGCUGUCAACCGUCUGGCAGAUGAGCUGAUCAAUGCCGGUCACGGCGAUGCAGCGACAGUGGCAGAGUGGAAGGACGGCCUGAAUGAAGCCUGGGCUGACCUGCUGGAGCUCAUUGACACCAGGACGCAGAUUCUCGCGGCUUCCUUCGAGCUCCACAAGUUUUACCACGAUGCCAAGGAGAUCCUGGGGCGCAUUGUGGAUAAACAGAAGAAGCUGCCCGAGGAGGUCGGACGUGACCAGAACACGGUGGAGAUGCUACAGAGGAUGCACACCACCUUUGAGCAUGACAUCCAGGCCCUGGAAACACAGGUGAGGCAGCUGCAGGAGGACGCGGUGCGCCUUCAGUCGGCGUAUGCCGGUGAUAAAGCCGACGACAUCCAGCGGAGGGAGAGCGAGGUGCUGGAGGCCUGGAGGAGUUUGCUGGAGGCCUGCGACGGACGAAGGCUCCGCCUCCUGGACACCGGCGACAAGUUCAGGUUCUUCAGCAUGGUUCGAGACCUGAUGCUGUGGAUGGAGGACGUGAUCCGCCUCAUCGAGGCCCAGGAGAACCCCAGAGACGUGUCGUCGGUGGAGCUGCUGAUGAACAACCAUCAGGGCAUCAAGGCCGAGAUCGACGCCCGAAACGACAGCUUCACAGCCUGCAUCGAGCUGGGCAAAGCCCUGCUGGCCCGGAAACACUACGCUUCAGAGGAGAUUAAAGAGAAGCUGCUGCAGCUGACGGAUAAGAGGAAAGAGAUGAUUGACAAGUGGGAGGACCGGUGGGAGUGGCUACGACUCAUCCUGGAGGUGCACCAGUUCUCGCGGGAUGCUGGCGUGGCAGAGGCGUGGCUGCUGGGUCAGGAGCCCUACCUGUCCAGCAGGGAGAUGGGUCAGAGCGUGGACGAGGUGGAGAAGCUUAUCAAACGCCACGAGGCCUUCGAGAAGUCCGCCGCCACCUGGGAGGAGCGCUUCUCUGCUCUGGAGAGGCUGACUACGCUGGAGCUGUUGGAGGUGAGGAGGCAGCAGGAGGAGGAGGAGAGGAUGAGGAAGCCUCCAUCUCCAGAGCCGGCUGUGGUUCAGCAGGAGGAGGCUCAGCAGCAGCAGCAGAGCGGAGUCGUCACUCAGAACGGACUCCCAUCAGACCAGGACUCUCCUCGGGACGGGGUGGACGCUGGAGAUCUGGUGAACGGCGUGGCCGAGCGGAGCUCCAAGGAGCCGAGCCCCGGCACCUCGCCAACGCCCAGCAGGAAGAAUAAGACCAACCAGUCGUCCACGCUGCCCUCCAAGAACCAGGACGUGAGCUCGUCCUCGCAGCUGGAGGGGCUGCUGCACCGCAAACACGAGUGGGAGGGGCACAACAAGAAGGCGUCAAACAGGUCGUGGCACAACGUGUACUGUGUCAUCAACUGCCAGGAGAUGGGUUUCUAUAAGGACAGCAAGGCGGCGGCUCAGGGAGUCCCGUACCACGGCGAGGUACCCAUCAGCCUGAAGGAGGCGUCAUGUGACGUGGCUUCAGACUACAAGAAGAAGAAACACGUCUUCAAACUGCGACUCACCGAUGGAAACGAGUAUCUGUUCCAAGCCAAAGAUGAAGAGGAGAUGAGCACCUGGAUCCAGGCCAUCCUGAAUGCCAGCGUCGACCGAUCCGACGUCCAGGGCAGCAACCCUGGCACGCCAGUGUCUGGGCGCGCUCAGACACUGCCGGCCACCGUCACGCUCACCACCGAGUCGAGUCCCGGGAAGAGGGAGAAGGACAAAGAGAAGGAGAAGGAGAAACGCUUCAGUCUGUUCAGCAAGAAGAAACAAUAGAACGUCAAACACGAGGCGCUUUGGUGAAACCGCUUCAGUCAUAUCGUGACGCACGCUCUGACGCAGGACGCGUUACAUUUAGCUUCUCAUCACCUUCAGCAGGAAACUGAAAGAACUGGAACCUGCUUCAGAGCGUCCGUCCUGGUCUGAGCUGCAUUCAGCUUCAUGAAGGUCCUCACCAGAGAAACGUCUCUGGCGCUGCUCAUUAGGGCAGCGUUGUCACCAAACCUCUCACUCUGAUGAGACCUUCGUAAAGUUCGACUCACGAUGCUAACUUUAGCAGCCGUUAACCCUCCGACAUUUCCUGUUCCUGCUCACCAUCGCUCACUGUUACAACCUUCAGUUACUCACAGCUGCAGACGUCUGUGAGACGACAUCUGUGAGACGAUGUCUGUGAGACAAUGUUUGCAGAGACUGAAGCAACAUUUGCACGUCAGACACAACAUCACAGAUUGUGACAAUUUCUGCUCAGAUGAAUUACGUGUGAAACACCGCAGCCGUUAACGUGCGAUUUUUACAUCUGGAGGUUUUCAGCAAAUUUCCCAGAGCGCCAUAAAGGGCGUUACACAUAAACAUACAAAGCUGGUGAUGACAUCACUACUGAACAGCCAAUGACAGAGGCUGACGGCUGAGGAGGUUCAAGUGAGGAGCAGAAAACUGAAAAGUUUCACCAAAGUGCGACAGCGGGUUGUUUGUUUAUUUUCAAAGCAGUUUUUGUUUUCUUCCUUCUGUUUUUUAAUAUUUCUGGUUUGAUUGUUUUUCUCGUGGUUGUCCGUUCGGGUGGCAAGGCAACGCUGUGCCUGAGAGUGAGAGAGCUGUCUUUAGUUCAGACAUUGUGAUGUAACUGACGAGCCACUGAGGAAUGAGAAUGCCGGCGGUUUCUGUUCAUACGUUGUGAUGUUACUGCUCUGGUUUAGACUUAAUGAUGUAACCGCAAAGCUGCAGCCAUUUUUGUUCUGAUUGUCAACAACAAAUUGCUCAUUAAUCACAACAUCUUGACAGAAACUGUCGCUUUCGUGCUGUUGUUUGUCGAUUUGUUGGUUUGUUGGUUUGAGGGCAACGAAUCGCUGUUUCUUCACACUGUCUUGGCAGAAUCCGCCUCUGUGCUCGCUUUAAGGUUCAUUAAAUUAAAGGUGACGGCGUCUCUUGCUUUUCUUUAUGUCAGUUGGUCGGUUCGUCAGUUUGUCGACGAUGAACCACUGUUUUUUCACGACAUCUUGAUAGAAUAAGCCUCGGCUCUCACUCUGUGGUUUGUUAGUUUGUCGACGAUGAACCACUGUCUCUUCACAAAUUCUAAACUGAAGGGGACACCGCCUCUUGCUCUGUCCUUUGUCAAUUCAUUGGUUCGUCAGUUUGUAGAUGAUGAACCGCUGAUUCUUCACAACGUUUUGACAGAAUCAUGCUCGGCUCUGUGGUUUGUUGGUGCACCGACGAUGAACCGCUUUUUGUUCACAACGUCUAAACUGAAGGCGUCGCCACAUCUCACUCUGUCUUGGUGACGUCAGCAGGGACCACACACUCAUUUUUCUUUGAUGUUUGUUUUUUAACGUUGUUUGAUUUUUUAAAUUUUUGUUAAGUCUUUGUUAUUUUUGUACUUUUUUGAAACAGGUCUGAGUUAAUUCCUCAGUUUUGUGAGGGUGUCGUCAGAGACAACCUACGUUCUUCCUCUGCCGUUGAGAAAUUGGACCAAUAGUGCAUUUUGUUUUGUUAUUUUAACUUUACGUCCUCUGCCACUCUGCAGCCAUUUUUUUGUCCUCAAAACAGCCAAUCACCUUGGAGGAGGUGUACGAUGUAGAAAUGUCCACUUGCAUGCUUCAUCAGGCUCAGAGCGUCGCCUGAAACACACACCGUAAACUCAAACUCUCCAUUUUGGGUCCUUUUCUUUUUCUUUGGUUGUGGUCUGUUUCCAAUGGAAGAGGUCAGUGUGUAAAAUAAACAAGCGUCGGUGUUCGGUGGUGGACUGUAGGUGGUGGACUGCAGGUGGUGGACCACAGGUGGUGGACCGCAGACUGCAGGUGGUGGACUGUAGACUGAAGGUGGUGGACUGCAGACUGGUGGUGGACUGAAGACUGUUGGUGGUGGACUGUAGACUGAAGGUGGUGGACUGUUGGUGGACUCUAAAGUGUAGGUGGUGGACUGUAGACUGAAGGUGGUGGACUGCAGACUGUAGGUGGUGGACUGUAAACUGAAGGUGGUGGACUGCAGACUGAAGGUGGUGGACUGUAGACUGAAGGUGGUGGACUGCAGACUGGUGGUGGACUGUAGACUGAAGGUGGUGGACUGUAGACUGUAGGUGGUGGACUCUAAACUGUAGGUGGUGGACUGUAGACUGAAGGUGGUGGACUGCAGACUGAAGGUGGUGGACUAUAGACUGAAGGUGGUGGACUGCAGACUGGUGGUGGACUGUAGACUGUUGGUGGACUCUAAACUGUAGGUGGUGGACUGUAGACUGAAGGUGGUGGACUGCAGACUGUAGGUGGUGGACUGAAGACUGAAGGUGGUGGACUGUUGGUGGACUCUAAAGUGUAGGUGGUGGACUGUAGACUGUAGGUGGUGGACUGCAGACUGUAGGUGGUGGACUGAAGACUGAAGGUGGUGGACUGUAGACUGAAGGUGGUGGACUGUUGGUGGACUCUAAAGUGUAGGUGGUGGACUGUAGACUGAAGGUGGUGGACUGUAGACUGUAGGUGGUGGACUGCAGACUGUAGGUGGUGGACUGUAGGUGGUGGACUGUAGGCUGUAGGUGGUGGACUGUAGACUGUAGGUGGUGGACUGUAGGUGGUGGACUGUAGACUGUAGGUGGUGGACUGUAGGUGGUGGACUGUAGACUGUAGGUGGUGGACUGAAGGUGGUGGACUGUAGAUUGUAGGUGGUGGACUGCAGACUGUAGGUGGUGGACUGUAGGUGGUGGACUGUAGGUGGUGGACUGUAGGUGGUGGACUGUAGACUGUAGGUGGUGGACUGUAGGUGGUGGACUGUAGACUGUAGGUGGUGGACUGAAGGUGGUGGACUGUAGAUUGUAGGUGGUGGACUGCAGACUGUAGGUGGUGGACUGUAGGUGGUGGACUGUAGGUGGUGGACUGUAGGCUGUAGGUGGUGGACUGUAGACUGUAGGUGGUGGACUGAAGGUGGUGGACUGCAGACUGUAGGUGGUGGACUGUAGACUGUAGGUGGUGGACUGAAGGUGGUGGACUGCAGACUGAAGGUGGUGGACUGUAGACUGAAGGUGGUGGACUGAAGGUGGUGGACUGUAGGUGGUGGACUGAAGGUGGUGGACUGUAGGGGAGCCCCGGCUCUGGACUAAUGACGGUUGCUUGCUUGUCGUCGGCUCUUUGCGCUGCGUUCAGAUUUUCUGCUCUUUGAUACUCGUGUCGCUCCGUCGCUGUAUAUCUAUUGUACUGAACAUGUAUGGAAGUUAACGCCAUCUUACUGCACAAUCAGAACUACAUCUAUAGGAAUGAAGAAGAAGAAGCUGUUUGAAUAUUUAAGCUGACGUUAGACCAUAAAGGCUUUUCUCAUGUAUGAAACUGCACCUGUAGACUUUAAAGCUCUCUGUCAGAUAUGUGCGAUGUCAUUAAAGCUUUUAAACUUUA
Molecule: messenger RNA, 10882 nt
Organism: Epinephelus fuscoguttatus (brown-marbled grouper)
Lineage: Eukaryota; Metazoa; Chordata; Actinopteri; Perciformes; Serranidae
Product: spectrin beta chain, non-erythrocytic 1-like
Exons: 37
Coding region: 228-7289 (2353 amino acids)
Biological process (GO): actin cytoskeleton organization; protein localization to plasma membrane
Cellular component (GO): spectrin; cell junction; cell projection
Molecular function (GO): actin filament binding; structural constituent of cytoskeleton; phospholipid binding
Source: RefSeq, a predicted model, not a curated record